This is a messenger RNA of Apis mellifera (honey bee), 1683 nucleotides long. RefSeq names its product zinc finger protein 558. Gene Ontology annotation, cellular component: nucleus. Lineage: Eukaryota; Metazoa; Arthropoda; Insecta; Hymenoptera; Apidae. The annotation marks the transcript as partial. The transcript is spliced from 5 exons. The record is from RefSeq and is a predicted model, not a curated record.
UCCAACAUUUCCAAACAACAAGUAUACGACGCAACGUUUUUCCCCUUUUACCCUCCCUCCUCAAUUUUUCUCUCUCUUUUCUUCCCUUUCUUUCUUUCGUUUCGUUUCGUUUUACGUAAUUUUAAGACCGAGCCGCCAGUACAUCAGACUGACGCUCAUUUCAUCGCGGAAGAAGGCCGCGAAAUUAUCCAAUGUCCCGCGAUAUAUGUCGAGAGAGACGAGACAGGCCACGCCCUUCGCGAAAUCUCGCGUCCAGGGAGGAAUCAUAAUCCGAAAAUCAUAACCGAUUCAUUCUUCUCUUUUCCCUCUCUCUCCCUUCACCUCAUCUCGUGGUUCAUCAAGGUGAAAAUCAAGACCGAGGUGCUGGACGAGAUCGAGAAUUUCUCGGCUAACGACGAGCUCGACAUUGACGAUGCUUACGAGAACGAGGCGAGGAGGAAGAGGCACAAGAGGGGGCAGAAGGGGAGGGGUUGCCCCCCGAUCAAGAAGGAGGUGAAUCUGGACGAAUAUGUGGAUUUCGAGGAGUACAUAGAGGCGUUGACUACCGGGAAACGAUUGAUCUGCAGCGUGUGCAGGAUCGAGUUCCCCGACGAGGCGGAGUUCAAGACGCACAUGGUGGGGCACAGCCAUGGAAAAUUGUUCCAGUGCGGUAUCUGCAGGAAGCAAUUUUCACGGUCGUCUGCGCUCAAGGACCACCUUCGUCUUCACGAGACGUUCAAAGCGUUCAUAUGCAGGCACUGCAGCCUUCGAUUUCAGCAGAGGGACCAGUUGAGGAUGCACCAGGCCGAGGUGCACUCGAGCCGAAGGCCGUUCGAGUGCGGUGUCUGCAAGAAGAAGCUGCUCCACCGGCAGUCGUUGCGCGAUCACAAGCUGAUGCACACGAACGUGAAGCCGUUCGAGUGCUCGAUCUGCAAGAAGAGAUUCCUCAGGCCGAGCAGCCUCAGGGCGCACAUGAUCGUUCACACAGCCGACUCGCCGUUCGAGUGCGACCUCUGCCCAGCCAAGUUCAAGAGAUCUUCCGUGUUGAAGACCCACAAGUUGACGCACACAGGGGUGAGAAGGUUCGAGUGCGAUAUAUGCAAGCACCGGUUCCAUUUGAAGGGCGCUCUCAAACAUCACAUUCUGUCCCAUUACGGAGUGAGGCCGUAUAAAUGCGAGGACUGCGGUAAAUGUUACAGGAGGUCGUGGGGCCUGAAGGUGCACAGAUAUCGUCACACAGGUGUGAAACGAUUCGAGUGUGACCUGUGCAAGUCACGAUUCAGCGUGAAAACGAAGCUGGCCAAGCACAUUUACGGCCACAUCGGGGAAAAACCGUACAAGUGCGAUUUCUGCGGUCGCCAAUAUGGCGAACGUUACCAAUUGAAGGCGCACAAAUGCGGGAACCCAUCCAAGACGAGGAUCGACAGAUCGUUCGCCGACUCCAUCACCCAGAUCGUCUUCUUCCAUCCAAAAUCGACCAACAUCUCGUUCGAUUCAAGUACAAAGAGUUUUAUCCAACUGUGAGGGAAUCGACGUCGAAUCUCGCCCGUGAUAAAGAGAAGAAGAAGAGAAAAAGGAAAUCGAUCGAUGGCGGAUGGAUCAGUUCGUUACUUUCGACACGUUGAAAGAGGAAACGGAAAGCGUGCGCCUGUGUAUAUAGAUUGUUCGUUUUGUAACGUUCGAUUUGUACAAUAUAAAAUACAA